Molecule: messenger RNA, 1657 nt
Organism: Elgaria multicarinata webbii
Lineage: Eukaryota; Metazoa; Chordata; Lepidosauria; Squamata; Anguidae
Product: lanosterol 14-alpha demethylase-like
Exons: 9
Coding region: 2-1372 (456 amino acids)
Molecular function (GO): heme binding; iron ion binding; monooxygenase activity
Source: RefSeq, a predicted model, not a curated record
GAUGGCGUUGCUGGGCUUGUUGGAGGUGGGCGACUCUCUACUGAAGGUCGCCACCGGCGGCCCGUUGUCCCUGCUGCUGGCCGCCUCGGCCUUGGCCCUGGGGCUGGGUUACCUCCUGCAGCUCGGCUCCCGCCACGGGCAGCCCUCCAGCACCGGCCAGAAGUAUCCACCAUAUAUUUCAUCGAAUAUCCCCCUUUUAGGGCAUGCAAUUGCAUUUUGGAAAAAUCCUAUCGAUUUUUUGGAAAAUGCCUACAAAAAGUAUGGACCUGUAUUUAGCUUUACUAUGGUGGGGAAGACAUUUACGUAUCUCCUGGGUAGUGAUGCUGCUGCUCUUCUGUUCAAUAGUAAAAAUGAAGAUCUGAAUGCAGAAGAUGUGUAUUCACGGCUAACCACACCUGUCUUUGGCAAAGGAGUAGCUUACGAUAUACCAAACCCAGUAUUUUUGGAGCAGAAGAAGAUGCUAAAAUCUGGGCUGAAUAUCAGCCAGUUAAAAAACCAUGUACCAAUAAUUGAAAAAGAAACUAUGGAAUACUUUAAAACUUGGGGAGACAGUGGAGAAAGAAACUUGUUUAAAGCAUUUUCAGAACUAUUCAUUUUGACAGCAAGUCACUGUUUACAUGGGAAGGAGAUAAGAAGCAUUCUCAAUGAGAAGGUAGCACAACUCUAUGCUGAUCUGGAUGGGGGAUUUACUCACGCUGCCUGGCUUUUGCCACGUUGGCUGCCUUUGCCCAGCUUCAGAGAUGGCCGUCAACUUACUGAUGAUGAAAUUGCAGGGAUGCUUAUAGGGCUGCUGUUAGCAGGUCAGCAUACAUCUUCAACUACUUGCACUUGGCUUGGCUUCUUCAUAGCUAGAGACAAAUCACUCCAAGAAAAGUGUUAUGCGGAACAAAAAGCAGUGCGUGGAGAAGAUUUGCCUCCAGUAAACUAUGACCAGCUCAAAGAUAUGACUUUGCUGGACAAUUGCUUGAAAGAGACAUUAAGACUUAGACCUCCUAUAAUGACUAUGAUGAGGAUGGCUAGAACUCCCCAAACUGUUGCUGGCUAUACAAUUCCAUCUGGCCAUCAAGUGUGUGUAUCUCCUACUGUCAAUCAUAGACUUAAGGAUUGUUGGAUAGAGAACCUAAGCUUCAAACCAGACCGUUACCUCCAAAAUAACUUUGCAGCUGGAAAGAAGUUUGCAUAUGUGCCAUUUGGUGCUGGUCGUCAUCGUUGCAUUGGAGAAAACUUUGCUUAUGUUCAAAUUAAGGCAAUUUGGUCAACUCUUCUGCGUUUGUAUGAAUUUGAUUUGGUGAAUGGAUAUUUUCCUACCAUAAAUUAUACAACGAUGGUCCACACCCCUAAUAACCCAGUCAUUCGAUACAAAAGGAGAUAAUAAAGUGAGACGUAAUGUCUUCCAAAUAUACUGAAGAGCAACAUUUGUGUAUGAAAAGAUUGUCAAAGAAGAUGCUAUUUGUCCUGUUUGUAUUGGUUAUGGAAUUAUUGGCAAAUGUAAUAAGAGAUGAUGGGGAGAUAGAAGGGAUAGGUAGUAGUAAUAAAAUAAAAUUGAAUAUGUUUGCAGAUGAUACCUUGGUAACCAUUAAAGAUCCUGUAGGGAAGAUGGAAAGCAUUAAACAGCAGUUGAAAGAAUUUGAAGAAGUUACUGGGUUAAGAAUAAAUU